AUGUUCAAACUUUUUCGAGCAAAAAAUGACUUAGAUUCAAUUUACAGAGAUUAAAACCUCAAGGAUUUAUAUUUUUUAAUUAGAAUUAUAAAGGACGAUUCAGGUGAAUCGAUUUAAGAAUUGGGCAAUUUUUUGAAAUUAAAAAUUAAUAGUAUUCAAACAUUGUUAGAAAACAAACUUGAAUGUUAGAAAUUGAACUUAUACACAGGUUUAUCUUUAAAGGAUUGUCAAGAUUAGAUAUAAUUAUUAUAACAAUAUGAAGAGCUAGGAAUAUAAGAAUCUUUCUAUUAAUGGAUGGAAUAAUGCAAAAUCAAAUUACAAUAAUCAACAAUAGGCAAAAAUUAAGAUCUUAGAUCUCAGGGUGAGCUAGUGGAAAGCUAAAAAACAAAUCCUGUAAAUGAAUUAGUUAGAACAAUAAAUAAAAAUUAAGAACCCACGUCAUUGAUACAAUUAAACUAAAAAUUAUCAUUACCUUUAAUAAAAAUAGAAUAAUAAAAGACUGGAGAUCCGUAAUAUAAAUAUUAUCAAUAAAAAAUGCCUAAUUAAAAAUAUAAAAAUAUUAUAUUUAUUGGAGAAAAAGAAGUAGGAAAGACAACAUUAAUAAACGCAUUUGUUAAUUAUUAUUUUGGAAUUACAUGGGAAGAUAAUUUUAGAUUAAUUGUAGCUGAUUAAGAAUCAACUUAAGAAAUUAAAGAUUACUAUGUUGAACCUCAUAAUUAAAGAGAUUAUGGUAUACAUUUUAUUGAUACACCUGGAAUUUAUGGAUAAAACGAUUAUUAGACUAUUGAUUAAAUAUUUAAGUUUAUUUAGGUAAAUAUUUUCUAAAUUGAUAUCAUUAUUGUUUGCUUUAAGGAAGGAAUUUAAAAACUUACAGUAGAGACAAAGUAGAUGUUAGAAUCAAUUGUUAAGGUAGUUGGAUCAUCUUCUGCUCAUAAAUUAAUAAUUGCUCGUACAUUCUAUUAAGGUGGAGAUUAAAAAGAUUUUGACAUUUUCACAGAAAAAAAUAGUCCAUUUUAUCAAAUUGCUUAAAGCCUUCCUUUAGAAUGGUAUUAUAGAUUUAAUGGAGGAUCUAUGGUUAAAAAAUAUGACUCUGCAUCCACUUAUUACUCCGCUUCUAAAUAUUAUUAGGAAGUAACCGUGGAGAAUUUUGCAAAUUUAGAAAAUAAUAUGUUUUCAAAUAAUUAAUAUAGGACUUAAAAGCACGAAAACCCUAUUUAAUAAAGCAAUGAGUAUAAUUUGAAUGAUUAGAAAAAUGAUUAUCAUGGUUAAAACAGUAUGGGUAAAAUUGAUAAUUUAAAAACUGAAGCUUUGUUGUAGGGGUUAAGCAAUUAACCAAAUAAUUCAACAUAGAAAAGUUAGGGUUAAAUGAUUUAAUCUUAUUCUUAAUAACUAAAUAAUAACACAAACUUGACUGGAAAAACUAAUGAUAACAAAACUGAAAUUUAAUUUUAGAAUUUUAGUACAAUUUGUUUUUCAAGCUAUGAUUCAUUUAAAUAAAUGUUUAUUUCUUGUAUUCAACUUUAUAAGAGAAAUAAGGAAAAUUCUUCUUAUUUUCAUUUCAUAUAAAAAUAAGAUUAAGAUUAGUAGACAUUUUAAAUAAAUUGUUCAAAACAUUUUAUUAGUUGUUUUUUUGGUUUUCCAAAUAAAUAAGAAGCAUAAAAUUUCAAUUCUAGUUUUAAUAAUUUUUAAAUUUGUGGGUGCCCCAGCAACACUCUUUAGAUAAAUUAGAAAUAUUACAAGUAUUUUGAAUAAUAUUCAAUAUAUAAUUAAAAUGUGAAUAUUUCGCAUUUUAAGGAAUAGCUAAAAAAAACGAUGUAAAUAAUAUUUUAAUGUUUAUUCAACUUGCAUAUUAAGAAACAAUACCAUCAAAAUCAAAAAGUAACUCAAGAAUAAUUUUUGUACCAAUUCAUACAAGAUUUAAAAUUGGAAAAUAAAUUUUUUGAAUUAAUAAAAUAAGAACUUAAUUCACCAAAAUGA
Molecule: messenger RNA, 1977 nt
Organism: Paramecium sonneborni
Lineage: Eukaryota; Ciliophora; Oligohymenophorea; Peniculida; Parameciidae
Source: the annotation of a GenBank genome assembly